Molecule: messenger RNA, 1812 nt
Organism: Ctenocephalides felis (cat flea)
Lineage: Eukaryota; Metazoa; Arthropoda; Insecta; Siphonaptera; Pulicidae
Product: fatty acyl-CoA reductase 1-like
Exons: 13
Coding region: 1-1812 (603 amino acids)
Biological process (GO): long-chain fatty-acyl-CoA metabolic process
Cellular component (GO): peroxisome
Molecular function (GO): alcohol-forming very long-chain fatty acyl-CoA reductase (NADP+) activity
Source: RefSeq, a predicted model, not a curated record
AUGGACGCUAUAAAUAUACCGCAGUUUUUUGUGGAUAAAACCAUUUUUAUUACUGGAGGAAGUGGUUUUAUGGGAAAAUGUAUAAUCGAGAAGCUGCUUAGAUCUUGCCCUGACUUGGAGGCAAUUUAUCUGCUGAUUCGGCCUAAACGGGGAAAGACGGCCGCAAACAGGGUUCAGGAAAUUUUAGAAAACAAGUUAUUCGACGUGGUGAGAAACACAACCCCUUCAGCCUUCGAGAAAGUUUUCGCCGUCACCGGCGACGUCACAUCCCUCCAACUCGGCCUCAACGACCAGGACAAAAAACUAGUACUAACUUCCCACGUCGUCUUCCACGCCGCCGCCAGUGUAAGGUUCGACGAUCCUUUGAAAAAAGCAAUCCUCAUGAACACUCGAGGAACUCGAGAAAUGAUGGAACUGAUGUUGCAGAUGCCCAAUUUGGUGGUUGGUGUCCAUGUGUCAACCACAUAUUGCAACACCGACAAAGAUGUCAUCGAAGAAAAAGUUUACAGGGACCAUGGAGAUUGGAAAGAGGCCAUCAGAUUGGCGGAACAGUACCAGGAUGAAUAUAAAUUGGAUAUCUUGACCAACAAGUACAUUGGGGAUUUGCAUAAUACGUACUUGCUGACGAAGCAUUUGGCAGAAAACGUUGUGGAUGAUUAUAGUCACAGGUUGCCUCUGGUUUUGUUCAGACCAGGAAUAGUGAUUUCCACGUGGAAAGAUCCGAUACCAGGCUGGAACGACAACUACAAUGGGCCUAUUGGAAUUUGUUUAGGAGUCGGAAAAGGUAUCCUCCGAACUAUCUAUACAAGAAACGAUAACAUCCUAGACUACAUGCCCGUGGACGUCAUCACCAAGGCGAUGCUGGUCGCACUGUGGUGCAAAGCAGUCCAACCAGAGACGUCACUCCGACUGCCCGUCUACAAUUGCUCCGUGCAAGAAAGGGUUUUCGUGACCCAACGCCAGAUGAUAGAUGCCGGUUUGGCGGUUGUCAAGGCGAGACCUUUGCCUAAUGCCAUAUUUCACCCCAAGACAGAAGCCGUCGAGAGUAUGAUCGAAUUCAGGAUAAAGUUCAUUUUGUUCAACCUGAUUCCCGGAUUAUUUGUGGACCUGCUGCUCCGACUCGCAGGACGUAGACCAAUAUUGGCCCGAAUAAACCGCAAAAUCUACUUGGUAAUGACCGCCCUGGGCCACUUCGCCCUCAACACUUGGAACUUCAAAAACGAGAACUUCUGGAACCUGGCCUAUAAAGUGGAACCGAUCGACAAGGAAGCCUUCUGGUUCACCCUGGAGCACUUCGACAUGUACGAAUAUUACAUGAAUGCUGUUAUCGGCAUAAACAGAUAUGUCGUCAAGGAGAAGGACGAUGUUCAGGAAAAUAUUAAGCAGUACAAGAGUUACAAGGAAGAAACAAUAAAAUGUGAAAAAUUUAUAGAUCUUGUUGCAGACCUCUUUAGUGAUAUUAUUGAAGAAGCUAAAUUAGUUAAAGGUGUAUAUGUACAAGAACUGGAAAAAGAAAAAUUCAGACAAACAGAGUUGGAGAAGAUACGCAAAGAUCUCAUAAGGAUAUUCGAUGAGCUUGAAAUAAAGCCAUCGUUAGAUUUUGAAGCUGAUCUGAGCGACUCGGAAAUGGAAAUUACAGAUACUGAUUAUGUGGAAAAACUUGAAAGAUCGAAAAAUAUUGUUUUAGAAUUGCGUGAAAGCCUUAGUCCAUUAUGGGAGCGCUUAGAAGAUGAUCUUAAUGUACGCAAUGAGUUUCUUCUAAAAUACUCUGAACAUGAAAGUAAAACUGUAUCGGCUCUGAGAGAAUCAUAA